Caenorhabditis bovis is the source of this 882-nucleotide messenger RNA. Lineage: Eukaryota; Metazoa; Nematoda; Chromadorea; Rhabditida; Rhabditidae. The record is from the annotation of a GenBank genome assembly.
AUGGAGACCGAAGGGAGAGUCAAAGCGUAUCGCUUCGUCGCCUAUGCCGCAGUCACUUUUUCAGUUGUCGCUGUUUUGUCGGUGUGCAUCACAUUGCCGAUGGUUUACAACUAUGUGAGCCAUGUGAAGAAGGGAAUUCAUCAGAAUAUUCGCUAUUGCAAAGGAUCUGCCAAGGAUAUUUGGUCCGAGGUUAGCCAGCUGCGUGCUGCUCCAAGAAACCGAACUACUCGUCAUGCCUAUGGAAAUGAGGGACGCAAUGGAGGAUCAUGCUCGGGUUGCUGUUUGCCAGGAGCCGCUGGUCCUGCUGGAGCACCUGGAAAACCGGGAAGGCCCGGAAAGCCGGGAGCUGCCGGACUCCCCGGAAAUCCGGGACGCCCACCACAACAGCCAUGCAAUCCAGUGACUCCGCCUCCAUGCAAGCCAUGCCCACAAGGACCACCAGGACCACAAGGCCCUCCAGGACUUCCGGGAGACGCUGGAGCGGAUGGACAGCCGGGACAACCGGGACAGGACGGCCAACCGGGGCAACCAGGACCAAAGGGACCACCAGGAUCAAACGGACAACCAGGACAACCAGGACAAGACGGAAAUCCAGGAGAGGACGCACCCAACGAGCCAUUGGUACCAGGCGAGCCUGGCCUUCCAGGAGAACCAGGACCACAAGGUCCACCCGGACAGCCGGGAUCCCCAGGACAGAAUGGUUCACCAGGACAGCCUGGACCAAAGGGACCACCAGGUCAGCCAGGACAACCGGGACCAGACGGAAAUCCUGGAUCGCCAGGACAACCAGGUCAGCCGGGAACCACCGGAGAGAAAGGAAUUUGUCCAAAGUACUGCGCCAUCGACGGAGGAAUUUUCUUCGAAGACGGAACCCGCCGAUAA